Molecule: messenger RNA, 741 nt
Organism: Plasmopara halstedii
Lineage: Eukaryota; Oomycota; Peronosporomycetes; Peronosporales; Peronosporaceae
Exons: 5
Coding region: 1-741 (246 amino acids)
Source: RefSeq, a predicted model, not a curated record
AUGACCGAGUUUGAUGACACAAAGAAAUAUGUUUAUGAGAAUGAUGAUCCACCAUUGAAAACAAAUCUUGGAGCUAAUCUACAGCUAUUGAAUCGAGCCAUCCUCGACAAUACAAAUCCAACAGAUACAUCAGCUCGAAUCAAAUCCUCUGAGGCUCAUAGGAAAUGCGACGAGGCAAAGCGAGCAGUAGAGGGUAAUCACUCAGAAUCUGCAGGGUCAGCGUUGAAGGCGGUUAGUGAUGGACAAGACGAGCGCACGGUUCGACAAACUGUGAAUAACGUGGUUGAUCAGAUAAGGACGACAGGCGUGGGGUCAGGAGUGAAGAGGAAGCUUCAGGGUCGUGGGUUGAGAGGUGCUGGUGUCGCCCCGCUUGAAGGAGUUGUCCGUCGCGGGAGAACAUACACCUCAAUGAGAUCCACCCCAUCACCGAAUCGACGUAAGUGCGGACCAAAGCGCGUAAUUAGGGAUCCGCUACAGUCAAUGAUUCGAACUACCGGCUUCAAGCAGCACAUCGAUCAGGCAGAUUGCGACAAGCUCAGUAUUGAUGACAGCAAUCGAAGGAAUGAUGAUAAAGAUUCUGCUGGUAGCCAUGGAGACAACGCUGAUCUCAACGCAGCCGAGCUAAAAGCUGUUAUGAUAAAUCUUUUUAUUCUGGACCGCCCACAGAAGAAUCAGGCAGCUGUUUGGGCUGCUGACCUUGAUAAGUCUAUCAGGAAGGUUAAUGAAUCGACUCAGACAUAG